Erythranthe guttata (spotted monkey flower) is the source of this 1511-nucleotide messenger RNA. Its product is annotated as MAK16 protein-like protein. The record is from RefSeq and is a predicted model, not a curated record. Gene Ontology annotation, cellular component: nucleolus; preribosome, large subunit precursor. Gene Ontology annotation, biological process: maturation of LSU-rRNA; maturation of 5.8S rRNA. NCBI's taxonomy places the organism in Eukaryota, Viridiplantae, Streptophyta, Magnoliopsida, Lamiales, Phrymaceae.
AGCCCACCGCACGCACGCAGCAGGCACCGCUGUUCCUCCAAGGGUGCAGUGAAGCCCCGUAAACCCUAAUUUAUUUUCCCAAUUGCUAAACCCUCAAAAAACACCGAUAAACGUUCUCCUUUUUCUCAUCGUUCUCUUCGCAUUUAUCAGAUUAAUCAGUAAAAAUGCAGCACGAUGAGGUCAUAUGGCAAGUUAUCAGACACAACCAUUGCAGUUUUAUGGCCAAAAUUGAAACUGGGAUAUUCUGUCGAAACCCGUACAACGUGACCGGAACUUGUAAUCGGAGCUCCUGCCCACUCGCUAACAGUCGAUAUGCUACUAUAAGGGAGCAUGAAGGAGUUUUUUAUUUGUAUAUGAAGACCAUAGAAAGGGCACAUAUGCCUAAAAAGUUGUGGGAAAGAGUCAAAUUGCCAAGGAAUUAUGAAAAGGCCCUCGAGAUUAUUGACAAACACUUGAUAUACUGGCCUAAGUUACUGGUGCACAAAACAAAACAGAGAUUAACUAAGAUGACACAGAUGCGGAUACGCAUGAGGAAACUUGCCUUAAAGACAAGAGAGAAAAUUAUGACAGUGCCCACGAAAGAAAAGAAAAGAGAGGCUCGGAGAGAGGAGAAGGCUGAGAAGGCAGCACAAUUGGAUAAUGUUAUUGAAAAGGAGUUGGUUGAACGCCUCGAGCAAGGACUUUAUGGUGAUCUCUAUCCGAUUCAAAAGUACAAAGAACUCCUUAGUAAGGAGGCUGAAAUGAAUGAAAUGGAAGAAGAGGAGGAAUAUACUACUGAAUAUGUUGAAGGCUAUGAAGAACUCGAAGAAGAGGAAGAUAUGGAAGAUUUUGGUGGUCGUGCUAUGAUAAAUGACGAUGCUGACAUGGAUGAUGAUGAUGAUGAAGACGAUGAAGAGACUGUCUAUAUUAACCGUAAGAGAGAUAGGAAGAGUUCUGCAAGAAAGCUGGAGAAAGAAGAACCAAACUCCAAAUCCAAGAAGAAAGUCAGAGUACACGUUGAGGUCGAGCAUGAAGAUGCACCUGAAAGACAAAGGGCUGUGCUUUAAAGACGUUCACUUUAUAAUGUACGCGUACUGUCUAUUUAAGUUCAUCAAAUAUAUAUUAUUUGUUGACAAAAAAAGAGUUACUAAUCUUCUCAAUUGGACAUUAGAAUCCGCAGUGACGAGACCAUUGGCGCCCUAGUAAAACUAGCAUGAUACUUUUAGCACUCGAUUUCUUGAUUUUAUUUUGUUUCCCCGAAUUUUGUUCUUUAGUAAUUAUUAUCUGAAUUUUGAUAUACCAUUUUAUGAAUUUUGUUGUUUUGUAUGAGAAUUUGAGAAGGAUCUCUGGACGGGGAUACGGGCUAGUGUAAUUUUAUUUUAUUUUCGUUUCGAAAUUCAUCGUUGUGUUUGUAGCAUUUUUUGCCGUGCGAGAUAUUAAAACCAGACUGUUGAACGAAGGUAAAAAAACAAAGACGGUGCUGAUUAUCUGUAUUUAAGUUGUUUUUAUGUUUGAAAUUUAUUCCUUGUAUC